Messenger RNA from Aspergillus campestris IBT 28561, 835 nucleotides. Its product is annotated as Eukaryotic translation initiation factor eIF-5A. The transcript is spliced from 4 exons. Gene Ontology annotation, molecular function: ribosome binding; RNA binding; translation elongation factor activity. The record is from RefSeq and is a predicted model, not a curated record. Bases 37 to 516 code for a protein of 159 amino acids. Gene Ontology annotation, biological process: positive regulation of translational elongation; positive regulation of translational termination. Lineage: Eukaryota; Fungi; Ascomycota; Eurotiomycetes; Eurotiales; Aspergillaceae.
UUUUUUUUUUCGUUUUUUACAAAACAAUCCUUCGUCAUGGCUGAUCACGGUGAGACCUUCGAGUCCGCGGACGCUGGUGCUUCCACCACCUUCCCCAUGCAGUGCUCUGCUCUGAGGAAGAACGGUCACGUUGUCAUCAAGGGACGUCCCUGCAAGAUCGUCGACAUGUCCACCUCCAAGACUGGCAAGCACGGUCACGCCAAGGUCCACUUGGUCGCUCUGGACAUCUUCACCGCCAAGAAGUACGAAGAUCUGUCUCCCUCCACCCACAACAUGGACGUCCCCAACGUCUACCGUAAGGAGUACCAGCUGCUGGAUAUCACCGAUGACGACUUCCUGUCCCUCAUGGAUGAGGCCGGCAACACCAAGGACGACGUCAAGCUCCCCGAGGAUGACGUUGGAGACAGAAUCUCCAAGAUGUUCCGUGAUGACGAGAAGGACUGCAACGUCAUCGUCCUCACUGCUAUGGGUGAGGAGCGUGCCAUGGAUGUCAAGGAAGCCCCCAAGGGCAACUAAACGGCUAGAACCAUGAGCCAUUUCCUUAUCCGUUAGCCCUUUCGUGUUUUCAUGGCCGACCUGCUAUUUCCCUCCCCGUUAGCUUUGAGUGGAUAGUGCGCGACAUUUUGGGUGAAUCACCUGGUCGUAUCUUGUCCGUCCGUAUUGCCUUGGAUGUACGCUGAGCCUGCGGAAAGAGUUGAGGAGUUAGCGGCACGAAGCGUGUUUACUUUGUUGCCCGAGAAGUGGAUCUAAGUUCUUCACUCUCACGAUAACUUGACGAAUGAACCCAAAAAGAAACAACAAACACACAGAGAGUACCUAAUCUAGUAAACCUCAC